Messenger RNA from Teleopsis dalmanni, 370 nucleotides. Its product is annotated as lipopolysaccharide-induced tumor necrosis factor-alpha factor homolog. The transcript is spliced from 2 exons. Gene Ontology annotation, molecular function: zinc ion binding. The record is from RefSeq and is a predicted model, not a curated record. Bases 23 to 274 code for a protein of 83 amino acids. NCBI's taxonomy places the organism in Eukaryota, Metazoa, Arthropoda, Insecta, Diptera, Diopsidae.
AAAGAUUAAAUUAAAUUGUUAAAUGGAAUCAAUAGCUAAGGCUGCGUCUUCGAUUGGAAUAUUGGGUGAAAAUGCAGUGGAAUUAACGUGUCCUCGUUGUCAAUGUCGUGUAAAAACAACAGUGAGAUAUCGUCCAUCGAUUAAAACGCAUUUAAGGUGUUUGUUAUUAUCGUGGUGCUUGUGUUGCUUCUUACCAUAUUGCAUGGAUUCCUGUAGAGAUGCAUAUCAUUUUUGCCCAAUGUGUGGUUUUUUUAUUGGGGUCAAAAAGUUUUAACUUAAAAAUUAAAAAUUGUAUAUUACUAAAGAAAUGAACUGAAAUGGUUAUUAGAAUUAUCAUAUAUAAGCGAAUGAAUUAUAAUUAUUUAUUUAU